GCAAAAGUAAAUGUAGUAUGAGCAUUUAGGCAUUCAUUCUUAGGAUAUCUUUGUGUCUACCUCUGAUUUGGCCUUCCUACACAUUCUCCUAUUUUAUAUUUCUGUAAUUUAUGCUUCUGGCUGUCACUGUAUCGCAUCAUGAGCACGUGGUCACAGUUCUUCCCCCCUAAGCCUAACUUCAGUGAGAUUCCACCUCAAGAUGGCAAAGUGUUUAUCGUAACAGGUGGUGCUUCCGGGAUCGGUUUCGAGCUCUCCAAGGCACUCUACCUCAAAGCCGGGCGUGUGUAUAUCGCCGGCCGCUCCGGGCCUAAAGCCCGAGCGGCAAUCAAGGAGAUUGAGGAUUCCACGCCUGACAAGACGGCGGCCGGAAGGCUUGAAUUUCUUCCCCUCGAGCUUGAUGACUUAGCAAGUAUCAAAGCAUCUGUUGACGAGUUUAAAUCCAAAGAGACGAAGUUACAUGUGCUCUGGAAUAACGCCGGAGUGUCGCGACCACCUGUCGGCAGUAAAUCGAAGCAGGGGAUAGAGCUGCAACUUGCAACCAACUGCCUUGGUCCAUUCCUCUUCACUCAGCUUCUUAUCCCUAUGAUGCAAGCCACGGCAUUGACCCAAGCCUCUGAGUCAGACCGCCGUUUCGGCUCUGUACGUGUGGUCUGGACUAGUAGUCAAUCCGUUGAACUCUCGGCACCGACAGGCGGCAUCACCAUGUCAGAACUCCAUGACCCUCCCGCGGACGCUACAAGGCUAUAUAACACUUCGAAAGCUGGCAACAUAUUUCUGGCAUCAGAGCUCGCUCGAAGACAUGGAAUUGCUAGUGUCUCGACGAACCCAGGUGCUUCAUCGACGAAUCUCUUUCGCCACACUCCCUAUGUCUACCUCAUAGGUUGGGCAAUUCUUCAUGACCCUAAGAUGGCUGCUUUGACACAGAUAUUUGCUGGGCUCUCUCAAGACAUCAGCGAGGCGGAUUUGAAGGGCGCUUACAUCAUACCAUGGGGUAGGGUUUCGGCAAACUUGCGAGAUGAUCUACGCGAGGCUAUGAAGCUUCCAGAAGAAGGGGGGUCGGGUAGAGCGAGUGAGUUUUGGGGUUUCUGCGAGGAGACAACUUCAAAGUUUCUUUGAUAUUGCAAUAGUGCUUAUGUAUGGAAGCAUGUCGUUGAGGCAGAGUAGAAAUAAAAAAAAAAUUGAUUAGCUAUCUCUAUUAGGAACUUCCAGCCCUCAUCGGAUAACAUGUAAUUUCUGUAUAUUUAACCAAACCCUACCUUUAAUCAAGCUUGAAGUCAGUAACUGACAUAAGUCUUUCUGUA
Xylaria bambusicola is the source of this 1301-nucleotide messenger RNA. RefSeq lists its product as uncharacterized. The transcript has a single exon. The record is from RefSeq and is a predicted model, not a curated record. The coding region runs from base 139 to 1116 and encodes 325 amino acids. Lineage: Eukaryota; Fungi; Ascomycota; Sordariomycetes; Xylariales; Xylariaceae.